Camellia sinensis is the source of this 1952-nucleotide messenger RNA. Its product is annotated as protein MAIN-LIKE 2. NCBI's taxonomy places the organism in Eukaryota, Viridiplantae, Streptophyta, Magnoliopsida, Ericales, Theaceae. Gene Ontology annotation, biological process: meristem maintenance; meristem development. The record is from RefSeq and is a predicted model, not a curated record.
UAUCAUUCUCAUUCUCACUCUCACUCUCACGCUCCGCCCACUCUAUAAUCUCUAUAUCUCUCUUUCUCAGAAUCAAGAGAGCUUGAAUCUCUAUCAAUGGCAGACCCAAGAGAGUACACCAUCAUGGAAGAGAGACAAGAGCAGAUGGUUUCUCCUAGAGGUGAAAACUCAACUCGCAGAGUUGGCCAUUUCUUGAAACCUUCCGUCACCACCAUUGAAGUGAAAGUCUUCAAUCUUCCAUCAGAUUCUCUCUCCUCUGCAACCCCCACUUCCCAGGCCAAGAAAUCAACAUUGAAGGUUGAAUUCAAUGGUUGGAAAGGCUCACCAGAUACAUGGAUAGAAUGGGUCAAUCACAUGUAUCCUCUGCACCAAGAAGCUUGGAAAAGAGCCGGAAUUCACGAUGCAAUACUGAGCACAACAAACAAAAUCCGAAGUGACCAUGAUUUGGUUUGCAAAGUUGCCGAAAAAUGGUGCCCGGAGACCAAUACAUUUGUGUUUCCUUUCGGGGAAUCAACGAUCACUCUCGAAGACAUGAUCGUUUUGGGGGGUUACUCUGUUUUGGGUAACUCUGUUUUGUGUUCUUUUGCAUCCAAAGAAAAGGAAGAAAUCAGAGAUAAAUUGCUCCACGAGAGAUUAAAACUCGGAAGAAGUUCAAGCAAAAAGGCAGCACAAGCUGCUUGGAUCAAAAAAUUCAUGAAAACCGGCAACCAAAUCGAGCACGAAGCUUUUCUCGCCGCCUGGUUGUCGAGGUUUGUUUUCCCAUCACGUCCAAUUGAUACUGUUGGAAAACAUGUAUUUUCCAUUGCUAUUCUUCUAGCUUCCGGUAAUAAAAUUGCUCUCGCCCCGGCUGUUCUUGCUAGUCUUUACAAAGAUUUGAAAUUGUUAAAACAAAGGAUUGUAACUGUUUCAAAUAAUUUGGAGACUAAUCAACUACCUACAUUGGUACUCUGGGCUCCUUUUCAAUUGAUUCAGAUUUGGGUUUGGGAGAGAUUUUCAAAUUUGAGACCAAGCCCGAAAUCAAUUAGAAAUGGUUUGCCCAGAUUAGCAAAAUGGGACAAGGCGAAGAAGCUGAAUCCCGGGCUUGUGGGUAAUGUUAUAUUAUGGGAUAGAAAGUGUUUUCGAUGGCGCCCAUAUGCAAUGGAUAUGAACAAUAGGCUGUUUCACAAGUUUUAUAGUGAUAAGGAAGAGUGGUUGCUGAUUGGUUCUGGUUUAGAUGAAGAUUUUGAGUCAUUUGCUAGGUGUAUGAGGGUUUGUGAGCUGAUUGGUUUCGGCUGCAUAGAGCAGUAUUUGCCACAUCGCGUGGCAAUGCAAUUUGGAAUGGAUCAAGAUCUUCCGGGUUUUGUUGCUCGUGCUAAUGCGACUCUUAAAAUUGCUUGGAAAAAUUACACAAGGCCUAUUACGGGUGAAAAGUUGUAUAUUCCAUCACGAUUUUUUAAAUCUGCUGUAACCACGCGAUACCUGUACUGGUGGGAAAGUUCAGUAGUUAAGCGUGUUGUCAAAAUAGGAGAUAGAGAAAGGGAAAAUCAUUAUGGAAAUCUUCAAUCAGUGGAGCAGUUGAUGAACCUGGGAAAAAUGGUUGGGACCGGCGAACUAGUGGUGGAACGAUCAGAGAGAGUUGUGGUAGGUGAAAACGUGAGUGGAGCAGAAAACACCGAAAUUGUAUCUGAAAUAUCGGAACAGGAGCUUGAAGCAAGGCUUACAAGGCUUGAGAUAAAGCUCGCUAAGCUGAAGGAAGAAAGAUUGGGCAGAAGUUUGGAGUCGAAAUCUGCUGAAGGAUCUUAAUUGGUGCAGCAUUGCAAUAGACUAAAUUUGUAUUAUAUCUUUUAUUGUCCAAUAAAUAGUUCUUAGAUUGUUUUUCUUUCUUUUUUUUUUCUUUUUUAUUUUAUUUUAUAAAAUUUGUUGUUGUCAUCGUCGUCCUCGUCCAAUAAAUAGUUGUGAUAAAACUUUGUUAU